Molecule: messenger RNA, 3009 nt
Organism: Penicillium longicatenatum
Lineage: Eukaryota; Fungi; Ascomycota; Eurotiomycetes; Eurotiales; Aspergillaceae
Product: mismatch repair ATPase MSH1
Exons: 3
Coding region: 1-3009 (1002 amino acids)
Biological process (GO): mismatch repair
Cellular component (GO): nucleus
Molecular function (GO): mismatched DNA binding; ATP-dependent DNA damage sensor activity; ATP binding
Source: RefSeq, a predicted model, not a curated record
AUGCGCAUAGUUGGGCCUCCAAUCUUACGGUUAACUCAAUUGACGCCUUUUUCACGCCAGCUAGUAGGAGCAGCACACAUUUGUCGUGUAUCAGCCUACAAAUGCCAUUUUCAUCGAACCAUAUGUCACCAUGCGCGUCGCGCUAUACUACACCCACGCGUAUCUAUCAGCGCGACGCAAUCUCGAAUUCGGAAGGGUGCCAAAACUCAGGCCACUGUGAAGUUACAAGACCUCCCGCAGGGUGUGAUCAAGUUGGACACUUAUGAUGAUGGGGUUGAUGAUGCUCCCCGCUACCCGACUGUAGUCCAAGGACACCGCAAUAAUAUGCAGAAAUUCAAGAACUGUGUGAUCCUGACUAGAGUCGGGGGCUUCUACGAGCUUUACUUUGAACAAGCCGAAGAGUUUGCGCCGUUGCUUAGUUUGAAACUCGCGACUAAAAGAACCAGCGCCGGACCAGUUCCCAUGGCUGGAUUUCCCUUUUUCCAAUUAGAUCGUUUCCUCAAAAUCCUUGUUCAGGACCUUAACAAAUACGUCGCUAUCAGUGAGGAGUUUGCUCACGAGGCGGAAGACAAAGCUCGAUCAGGAGGCUUACUAUUCGAUCGAAAAGUGGCCAGGAUCGUCACCCCAGGCACCUUGAUCGAUGAAAAGUUCAUUGACCCUUCCGAAAACAAUUUUUUGUUGGCCAUAUAUCUAGAUAUUCCUGAUUUGAAAGUCCAAUUAAACCAACAUGUUGACCCUGAGUCCUCUCAACAUGUAUUGUCCUCCGUGCCGCAGCGUGUAGGGUUGUCUUGGUUGGACCUGUCAACAGGAGACUUCUUUACUCAACUGACAACAGCACAGACGCUUCCAUCUGCCAUUGCCAGGAUCGGAGCUCGUGAAAUCCUUGUUGACCAGAAUGUCCAAGAUCUUAUCGGGCAAGAGUUGCAGCAGCUCGUUGGACAUGAGCAUCGUCUUGUUACCUUCUUUCGAUAUCCUGAAACAUUUGCACCAAUGUCAGAAUGGAGUUCAAUGCUCGAAUCUCCAAUCCCAGAAGAUACGCAUGCAACCUUUACUCCAGAAGAAGUAGCCGCGGGGUAUAGCCUAUUGGAAUAUAUUCGAGUGCAACUGCAAGGAUCGAAUCUCAAACUCCAGCCGCCCCGUCGGAGACAUCUGGAUGAGUCAAUGAGUAUUGACCGCAAUAGCUUGAGAGGACUUGAGAUGUUAGAAACCGCACGAGAUGGGUUUGGGAAGGGAAGUUUGCUUCACGCGGUGCGCAGGACUUCUACCAAGAGUGGUGCCCGUCUUCUGCGCGAUCGACUCACUUCUCCAUCCACGUCACUUACGGCCAUUAAUGAGCGGCUUGACCUUGUCUCAAUUUUUAUCGAAAGCGAGGACCUACGAUACAGCGUAAUGCAAUUGCUAAAACGCAGCUAUGACUCCCAACGAUUAGUACAGAAAUUUGCGAUGGGUAAGGGAGACCCGGAUGAUUUGAUCUGCCUUUCACGAGCCAUCGAAGCCUCUAAGGGUGUGAAACAAGUCCUUUCUGACUAUGCACGACUGCUGCCUGAAAAUGCAUCGGAUGCCAAAAUCAGUCUCACAUCAAUGAUUUCACGCCUUUAUCUUGAAGGACCCACUGCCCUUGCCGACAAAAUUCUGGCCGCCAUUGAUGAAGAGGGCCUUCUUCAGCAGCAGCGUAUUCAGGAUAGCACCGCUGCUGAAGCAGCCAGCUUGGCACAGGAGGUUACCAUAAAUGAAGGCACUUCGACUGAUUUGGAGUCAUUGCCCAAGAAAGUCAAAGCCAAGAAGGGUGACAAGACGGCAGCCGAGCCGGAAGCUGGGUUGAUCGAGACAUGGAUCAUGAGACGUAAUGCGAGUGAAGGGCUGAACGCUCUUCAUACGGAGCUAGAAGGGUUGUUGGAUGACAAAGUCGCAUUGAUCAAACGGCUUCGCGAAUAUGUAGGAUCUCCAGCCUUGAAUUUGAAGUGGACUCCUGGUUUGGGUCACAUUUGCCACGUUAAGGGAGCCAAAAUUUCACAGGCGUCUCUUGAAGAGUUAGGAGUGACUCGAAAUGUCUCGUCAACCAAAUCAACCCGCUCCUUUUAUCUCCCGGCAUGGACAGAACUAGGAAAUAAAUUGGACCGUGUCACAGUCCGCAUUCGCCAAGAAGAACAGGCAAUCUUUGAACGUCUACGUCGUGAAGUGAUUCUGAACCUUGUUAAAAUCCGCCGCAAUGCAGCUGUCAUGGAUGAGCUGGAUGUUGCCUGUUCCUUUGCCACGCUUGCUCAGGAACAGCAAAUGGUUCGGCCUAUUCUCAACGACGGGACCACUCACAAGAUCGUGGGAGGAAGACAUCCGACAGUGAAACUCGGCUUGGAGGAGAAGGGCAGAUCCUUCGUGAGCAACGACUGCUUCCUCGGUGAUCAGGAACGGAUCUGGCUCAUAACUGGUCCAAACAUGGCAGGUAAAAGCACAUUUCUGCGCCAGAAUGCUUUGAUUACCAUCCUCGCGCAGGUGGGUUCAUAUGUCCCUGCAGCAUACGCCGAGAUAGGUAUCGUGGACCAGAUCUUUAGUCGCAUCGGAGCAGCGGAUGACCUCUUCCGUGAUCAGUCGACAUUCAUGGUAGAAAUGCUCGAGACUGCUACUAUUUUGAAGCAGGCUACCCCACGGUCCUUUGUGAUCAUGGACGAAGUGGGCCGGGGCACCACUCCCGAGGACGGAACGGCUGUCAGCUUUGCUUGUCUUCACCACUUGCACUACCAUAAUCAGUCCCGUACACUCUUUGCUACACACUUUCACGGCUUAGCAGACAUGACAGAGAAGUUUGAACACCUGGAGAGAUACUGUACCGAUGUGAAAGAGACAAGCUCUGGUUCCUUCUCCUUUGUUCAUCGUCUUCGCAAAGGCGUCAACCGCGAGUCACACGCAUUAAAGGUUGCCCAGCUGGCUGGCCUCCCUCGCGAGACAAUUGAAUUGGCGACAAGUGUACGCCAGGAGUUGAGAAAUGAGAUCCAUCCACCCCGGUCUAAUUGA